AUGUCUGAAUUUGAGGCUGAUCUCAGUGGUAUUCGCGAUAAGUUAAAAGAAAACAACCCUUCUGAAGCCAUCAUACUUGCGCAAGUGGCUGUACAAAAGGCUUCUGAAAAUGAUGGUCGUGCUCAUGAAAUGCUUGGUGAAGCUUUCGCUGAGCUUGGAGAAAUAAAGAAAGCCAAGGACGCUUUCCGGGAAUCAAUAAAGCGGAGCGACAACUUACAAGAAGAUAGCGGCUAUGAAAAGUAUCUUUGGAUGGCCCAAAUAAUUGAAGAUAGUGAGAAAUCCUUACUGCUUUACGAUCGAGGAUUGAACAUUCUCUCCCGGCUAUACGAGUUGAAUUGCAAUGAUGUCGAUGUAAAAAAAAAAUUACAAGGGGCAUAUUGCAGUGUUGCUGAACUUUUUAUGACUGACCUUUGUAUGCGAGAAGAAGCUGAAAGUCAAUGUGAAAAGUACACCAAUCUAGCUUUACAAGUUGAUCAUACUAAUGCUGAGGCAUUACAAACUCUUGCAUCUAUGCGAAUUAGUCAACAAAACUUUGAAGAAGCGAAAGACGCGCUUAAACAAUGCUUACAAUCAAUCUCGAACGCCGCCAUGGAGGACAGUAUAGAUCUUCCCACCUAUGCUAUACGCACUUCUGUUGCAAGACUUUUAAUUGAAGUUGAAAUGCAUCAAGAAGCCCACGAUUUGUUAAUUUAUUUGCAGAAAGAAGAUGAUGAGAUUGUCGAUGUAUGGUACUUGCUUGGUUGGAACUGCUACGUGGAAGCUCAAAACUUACAAGAGCAAGGAAGUGUUUCAGAAGAUGACGUUAAAGAACUAUUGAUCAGCGCCAAGUCGUACUUUUUGGGAGCAUUGGCUACUUACCAAAAAACGAUGUGGGAUGACGAAGGAAUUUUAGAGCAUAUGAAAGAAAUCUUACAAGUUUUGAAUGAACUCGGUGUUCCGGAUCCUGAAGAAGAUGCAGGUGAGCCCGAAGAGCCUGACUGGGAAACCGACAGCGACGAAAAUAUGCAGGAUUCAUAA
Molecule: messenger RNA, 1017 nt
Organism: Schizosaccharomyces osmophilus
Lineage: Eukaryota; Fungi; Ascomycota; Schizosaccharomycetes; Schizosaccharomycetales; Schizosaccharomycetaceae
Gene: acl4
Product: assembly chaperone for ribosomal protein Rpl4, TPR repeat protein Acl4
Exons: 1
Coding region: 1-1017 (338 amino acids)
Molecular function (GO): protein binding
Source: RefSeq, a predicted model, not a curated record